AUGGCACCUGGAGUGCAGGAUAUCAGCCGCGCGCUGGACCUCAAUGUCGAGACCACCCAGCUGAGUCUCUCCAUCUUCGUCGUAUGGUAUGGCUUCGGGCCUAUGUUUAUUGCUCCAGUGACAGACAUCUAUGGGAGAAGACCAGUCUGGCUGGCGACGGGACUGUGGUUCUCCAUCUGGAAUAUGGUAUGCGGGUUCAGUCACAAUAAGUCUCUCCUCAUCGUGGGACGCUUGUUAGCAGGUCUGGGCGCCAGUUCGAGCUUCGGGAUCUCCAAUCCAAUCGUGAGCGACUGUUUUCCCCCUGCGAAGCGAGGCCGAGCGUUGGGAAUCGCCACGACCAUGCCUCUCCUCGGCCCUGCUUUUGGUCCCAUCGUCGGAGGCAUUCUCGUACAGGCUGCCGGAUGGCGUUGGCUUUUCUGGACGCUGUCAAUAUUUCUUGCGACCAUACUCAUUCUUGGGUAUUGGCUAUUCUAUGAGAGUUCCAACAACACUAUAUUGAAGCGCAAGGCAGCCAUGCUGCGCAAAACAACGGGAGACAACCGAUACCACGCGGCAGGAGAACUUGAGUCCCGGAAGGCGAAACUCACCCGGAGCUUUGCUCUGCCAUUCCAGAUGCUUUGCUUCGAGCCCGCCAUUCAGAUCAUCGCAGGGUAUCUAUCGGUCAACUUUGGCACUGCCUACCUUGUCAUGACAACCUUCGCGAGCCUGUUUGUCGAUGAAUACGGGUUUUCCGCUCAAGCAGCCGGCCUACAGUACAUUUCGGUUGCGAUCGGUUUCCUGGGGGGUGCUCACCUGGGUGGUCUGGCCAUGGAUAAAAUUUACAAGAGGCUGAGGAGGGCUGGAUCUGCUGAGGCUGCGCCUGAGGUACGGGUCCCGCUGAUGCUUCCUGCCGGCAUCAUCUCGGCUGUCGGUCUUUUCUGGUACGGUUGGUCGGCGCAAGCGAAGGUGUUUUGGUUAGUCCCAGACAUCGGCAUCGCGGUAUUCAGCUUCGGCAACGUCAUGACGACGCAGUUGUCGCAGGCGUAUGUGAUGGACGCCUUCGCGGGUUCGGUGGCCUCGGGCGCUGCUGCAAGCCAGGUGCUCAGAAGCGUGACUGCGUUCGCAUUCCCGAUCUUUGCCCCGGUCAUGUACCAAAAUCUGGGAUAUGGGUGGGGUAACAGCAUUCUGGCAUUUUUAUCCCUGUUUCUAGGUUUGGCCGGUCCAGGGGUCCUGUGGGUGUAUGGCGCACGUCUCGGGUCAAAGUAG
Molecule: messenger RNA, 1245 nt
Organism: Fonsecaea nubica
Lineage: Eukaryota; Fungi; Ascomycota; Eurotiomycetes; Chaetothyriales; Herpotrichiellaceae
Exons: 2
Coding region: 1-1245 (414 amino acids)
Biological process (GO): transmembrane transport
Molecular function (GO): transmembrane transporter activity
Source: RefSeq, a predicted model, not a curated record